This is a messenger RNA of Lineus longissimus, 4515 nucleotides long. Its product is annotated as plasmanylethanolamine desaturase 1-like. Bases 6 to 866 code for a protein of 286 amino acids. NCBI's taxonomy places the organism in Eukaryota, Metazoa, Nemertea, Pilidiophora, Heteronemertea, Lineidae. The record is from RefSeq and is a predicted model, not a curated record. The transcript has 6 exons. Gene Ontology annotation, molecular function: oxidoreductase activity.
ACAAGAUGGCUGAUAUUUCGACGAUUCCACCCGUGAAGUCGGAGGAGGAAAUCCUCAAAUAUUCUAUGGCUGAGGAUGAUCCUAACCAAAAUAGCCCGGUAGAGGACGAGAGUAAAACGCCUAGAUGGGGACCACAGCAUGCUGGGGCCCAGGAGCUGGCCAGCCAGUACACAAUGGGAAAACGGAUCCAAGAAAUUGUCUGUGUGAUAAUCAGCAUCUCUCUGAUGGUAUUUAACUUUGUGUACUUGGUGCGAUAUUUCAAGUCAGAAAAUUGGGUCGCCAUUCUUGGUGCUGCAUUGCUUGGUGUCAUCACUGCAGAUUUCUUCAGUGGCCUUGUCCACUGGGGAGCGGACACCUGGGGUUCUGUCGAGGGCAUCAUUGGCAAGGCAUUCAUUCGGCCAUUCCGAGAGCAUCAUAUCGAUCCAACCUCCAUCACUCGCCAUGACUUCAUUGAGACGAAUGGUGACAACUUUGCCGUGAUAAUCCCUGUCUUGGCGUUAAUGGCUUAUCGAUUCUUGACCAACACACCAGACGAAUCGCUCGCCAUAUACAACUGGAAUUGCUUCUUGUUUCUGCUGGGAUUGUUUGUCAGUUUUACGAAUCAGAUCCAUAAAUGGUCCCAUACAUAUUUCGGUCUGCCAAUCUACAUCACUCUCCUGCAAGAUCUGCACAUCAUCCUGCCACGUAAACACCAUCGCAUCCACCACGUGUCGCCACACGAGACCUACUACUGCAUCACGACUGGCUGGCUCAACUAUCCAUUCGAAGCGAUUGGAUUCUGGCCUCUGUUGGAGUCGUACAUCACCAAAUUUACAGGGCAUUAUCCAAGGAGUGAUGAUAUGAAUUGGGCAAAGAAGACUGACUAAUCAGGUUCAUCACCAGUCCUUUAUCUUUGCGAUUAAACAUUUCGAGUCCAUGACGCUGGGAGUCCUGUCAUCCGUCUGAAUCCGGUCCACACCGUUUGUGAUAAGAAGGCCAUAGGAACAAUACUUAGGACAAGAAGAGACACUUGUUUCAGGAUUGAUAGCAGAUCACCUGUAUAUUUGUACACCGAAUGUAUGGUGAUCUUCUGUCAACGUAAGACUUAGGCUUAGUUUGGCUUUAUCCAGUGUAGAAGUUGAGGAUUAUUUUUCACAGAUAUUGUGCACAAAUUUUCAUUCUUAACUUGUUUCUCCACAAAUAAUAUUGUUUUAUCCAUUUAAGUCAUGAUUACCAAGAAAAUGUGUGGAAACAAUAACUGUUAGUCUAAAAUAGUUGGAUUUGUUCAGAACAUUUCUUGAGUUUUCAAUUCAAGUUUUCAAGAUGCAUUUCUCUUUAUCUUAUCAUAAAUACUCUAACAUUCUUGAUUCAUCCAAAUGACCCCCUUGUUUCCAUCUAUUUGAUGAGUAGAAUGUGAAGUUUAACAGAGAUAACAGUGGACCAGUAAUCAACGGAGUUGUAGAUGAAACCCAGUCAAGGGAACUUGCAACUGUAUUUCUAAGAUAUGAUUCAUUGUCAUAUCAGUAUUGUUAACGGUCAGCUUGGCUUGCUUGUGGCAUAUUACUGCUAGCAUUCUGCACUUGGUCUGUGCACAAUGCAAGUGAACCAGCUUCUCUGCGAUGCAGUUAAACAUAUUUCUUCUGUCAACUUGUGUGUUAUCGCCAUUUGUGUCACGACGUUUAAUAUCCCAAUGCUUCAGGGAUAAUAUGUUCGGCGACGUGGCGAUAAGAUAUCUUCUGCUAACUCAAAGCUAAGUCUCUCACAAGUGUUCUGUUGAAGGUUUAGCACUUUUGGUUGUCGUGGCUACAGGUAAUGUGAUUGCUGUAAACAGUGAGUAAAUAACGCUGGGUAUUAUUUUGCUAUGAAAAUGUGUAAAUAGAUAAUUAUUUAUAUUGAAAUGAACAUAUUUUGAUGUCACCCUGCAGUGAUCUGUAGUGAGUAUAUUCUGCUAGGGCAAUAUCGAAGUUAUCUCCUUAACUUGACGUUUGUGAAGUUCCACACAAGUAAAAGCAAAAUAUAUAAGGCUUGCUUACAUAUUUUUGGUAACUGGGAUAAUGAACUAAAACUUUUCGACAGUGUGACGUCUAAAACUUGAAAUGUGACAAUCUUUGUUUUCAAAAUGAGCUGUUUUGAAAAGUUGACACUGAUUGGCUAAAAAAGACUACUACACACUGUGUACAAAUGUACAUAAACUCUGUGUUGCAUGUGAUGUUUGUAGAAAUGUGUAUGUACUGUAGAACCUCUCUAUUAAGGACACCCUUGGGACUGACAAAUACUGGCUUUAAUUGAGAGGUGUCCUGAUCACUGAGGUAAUAUUAAAUGGCAAUGAAAAAGUGAUGUCCUCUUAUUUGAGGGCAUCAGCUGUCUCUCGCAUGUCGAUUGCUGUUAGAAAGGUGUAAAAUUGUCUAUUUUAAUCUAUGUAUGAUUGUCCAAGAAACAAAAAGAUGGUUGGCUUAGGUAGCUGCAGGCCUCUUUUAGCUCAAUCAUGUCAUGUUAUACUCAAAUGAAAUGUUAUUUUAUUCUGGUCAUCGACAACGAAAAAAAAUAGUAACUCCAUUUUGUUGACACGUUGAGAGAAGAUGCCUACCGAUUAAAUUAUUGAGGGUAUGAAGUUGAAAGGGUAAAUUAUGGGUGAUAUACAUGUAUUGAGGCAUUCAACAGCAUGAAGUGACUUCUACAUGAUGUGAAAAAUUGAUUUAAGGUCAUAUAAUUGUCUUUGUUUCUGUUUAAGAUGAAACAGACAUUGUUGUAUUUUUCAACAAAAUGAAAUACGAGCAAUAUUUUAGGCUAUUUUUUUGACAAAGGUUUGUGUUGUAUGUGCGAAUAAAAGAUGUAAUUUGUCAUUGGGUGUGUUGUGAUAAUACACUGUAAUCAAACAUUGUAAUAUAUUUGUAAUGAGGUAUUGAGGAGGGUAGCCAAUUAAGUAUGUCAACUUUCACAGAAAUUUAUGUCAACUUUCACAGAAAUUGGUCCAUUGUUUGUACAAGAAAACAUUAAAAAUGAUGAAUUUACGUCAGUUUGAACUCUUCAUACUGUAAAACCCACCAGGAGCCCUUGGUUUUGGCAACUGCAUUAUAAUGAAACUACAGUACCUCCAUGUACAUGUACCUGUUUAUGCUGUUUAAAAAGCCCUGCUAGCUUCUCCGAGAUUUUACAGUGAACAUACUUAAUGGGAGACCCUCAGUAUAAAUUAUGUGCAGAUAGAUGUGACCAGAUGUUCGAUAAUUAUGGCUUUGUAAUAACGUUGGAAGCAAACUGUGAUAUCAGAAAUUCCCUCCCAGGGUGACCUGGUGAGGUUCAGCAUCCAGCACAGGCACAUAAAUCACUAGCACACACCUGUCUCGUUCAACUCAUGAAUACAUUAGUUGGAACUUUAUUGGCCUUAAUAUUAGUCUGACUGACUCGAAACCAAGAGUAAAUGGAAGAGAAGUAUUAGAUAAGUCCAGACAACAUGAACCUUCCCUAUCAAAGUAGCAGACUUCCCCAUCUUAGCACUAGUACAACCAAUAAUGUCAUUGGAAGUGUGGAUGGAAAAGACUAAUAAAAUCCAAACUUACUGUCUUUUGUGACUGACGAAGUCAUGAAUUGUUGUCCUCGGUUUUGUCCAUGGUACAUCUUUUUUUCUGCUGACUGUUGUGACCUUGACAUGUAGGUGCAGUUGGAAGUCAUGAGCAAGUUGUCAUUUAUUUGAUAUUUUAUUCCGGGUAUGAAUUUUUGUUCUGGUGGCCUGUCAGUUCAUUUAUCAUGUAGAGUUGCAAUGCAUAAUUUAGUUAAUUCACCCACCUUGCGACCACAACAGAACAUCAUGAGGUACAAUCCACUCAGAUAUUUUUGUAGCCCUUUGGCUGACUCCUGAAUCACACUGUAUUGCAUAAUUAAGUAUAUGGGUAUUUUUGAAGACAAUUCUCAAUUCAGUUUCAGAAUUAUUGGUUUAUCAGGUUUAUCAUUCAUAUUCAUGUAAUUCUGUGCUGCCGGCAUGCACUUGUAAGAUUUUGAAGUGUUCCCUUUCUUGGGUUUUAGAUUGCACAAACUUUGAGCACAAAGAAUCUGUUAAAAUGGUGCAGGACUUUCAAAAAGAUGAUCGUAUCAAUUGAUAACCAGACACGCCAACAAAUGUAUACAAAAACUGAAUUUACCUGUCAUAGCUGUAUUGGUUGAGUUGCUGCUAGUUGUAUUGAGUAGAAAUGAACAAAGGUUUCCUUCUUAUUAUUAUGCUCAAUAAUGCUUGAUCUCAAUGUAUUUUUGUGGGGCAAAUGUAAUUCUUGGGGGACUGGGCCAAUGAUAGAGAGGUUCUAUGGUAGUCUGAAGAGUAUUGCUUGUCUGAAGACGAGUCCUCCGGGUGUUCAGUUCGUCCUCUUUCUGAGGUUGAUGUUGAGACAAGGUUGUGCCAGUCCUCCAAGAGUGUGAAUUGGCCUGGUUCUGAGGCAUUGAUGAAGAGCUAGGUUCAUGCAAACUAUUUAUUUAUAUUCCUAUCGGGUUCACAUAUGUUAUGUACUUGGCUUAUGUGAUUAAAACAUAAUAUGCUGCCCACCUAAA